Girardinichthys multiradiatus is the source of this 4723-nucleotide messenger RNA. RefSeq names its product EMSY transcriptional repressor, BRCA2 interacting (gene emsy). The record is from RefSeq and is a predicted model, not a curated record. Gene Ontology annotation, biological process: regulation of DNA-templated transcription. Bases 206 to 3988 code for a protein of 1260 amino acids. Gene Ontology annotation, cellular component: nucleoplasm. The transcript has 20 exons. NCBI's taxonomy places the organism in Eukaryota, Metazoa, Chordata, Actinopteri, Cyprinodontiformes, Goodeidae.
CGCUGCAGCUGAACAGUCAAUAUAAACAUUGGGAUGUCUUCGAGCGUUUUUGGAGCAUUUUUAUCAGCAUAAGCUUUGUUCUUCUGCUUGUUUACUACAGAAUUGCGACAUGAUACGGAAAAAUGACCAGAUUUUCAUGUUGAGUCCUGAUUGUAUGGAUUAUGAUCGUACGAAGGCCUUGAUGUUGUCCCGCUAACGGGAGCCAAUGAUCCAACUGGAGAAACCAGUUCUGACUGGUACCAUGCCGGUGGUGUGGCCCACCAUCCUCGACCUGGGCAGGGAUGAGUGCAAACGGAUUCUCCGUAAACUGGAGCUGGAAGCAUAUGCUGGAGUUAUUAGCGCCCUGAGAGCUCAGGGAGAUCUGACCAAGGACAAGAAGGACCUUCUGGGAGAGCUCACUAAAAUCCUCGGCAUCUCAACGGAGCGUCAUCGCGCAGAAGUCCGCAGGGCCGUUAACGAUGAACGCCUCACCACCGUCGCGUACCACAUGUCUGGUCCCAACAACUCAUCCGAAUGGUCCAUCGAAGGGCGACGGCUUGUUCCUUUGAUGCCGAGGUUGGUCCCUCAGACAGCCUUCACGGCCACGGCUAACGCUGUGGCCAGUGCCACAGCCAAUCAGAAUGCCUCCCUUCUGUUGCCGGCUGAAACAGGAAACAAAGAAGUUGUUGUAUGUUAUUCCUACACGAGCACCACCUCCACCGCCACCUGUGCCACAGCAUCGAGCGGCCCCAUCGGAGCCACGGUGAAAUCUCCGAGACCUGCCAGUCCGUCAUCCAACGUAGUCGUGCUGCCGAGUGGGAGCACCGUCUACGUGAAAAGCGUAAGUUGUUCCGACGAUGAUGAAAAGCCUCGCAAACGAAGACGCACCAACUCGUCCAGCUCAUCGCCAGUGAUGCUGAAGGACGUUACCAAGAUGUCCCCGCAGGUCUCCAAGAACAUCACCGUGCCAGUGAGCAGCAGCCCCAAGAUGAGCAACAUCAUGCAAAGCAUUGCCAACUCCCUGCCACCUCACUUGUCCCCCGUCAAGAUCACCUUCACCAAACCCACCAUCCAGACCACCAGCACCACCACACAGAAGGUGAUCAUCGUGACGACUUCCCCGAGCUCCGGCUUUGUGCCCAACAUCCUGUCCAAGUCUCACACCCAUAACGCCACCACUGUGGCCAAACUGGGCUCCACCUCCAUUCUGACUGCCCCCACACAGAAACAGACAGUGGUCUUCCCAGCCAGCUCUGGCCCUUCCCCCAACACCGUAGCCGUGACGACAGUGAUCUCCUCUACUCCAUCAGUGGUGAUGUCGACAGUGGCGCCAUCUUCUGCUGGAGUGAAGGUUGCUACAGCGAGACUCCCAUCGCCGAAGACCUUGGUGGGAUCCCCCACUCAGAUCCUGGCUCAGUUUCCCAAACAGCAGUCGCCCAAACAUCUGCAGCAGAGCUCACCUUUAGGAGUCUCCAGUAUGGCUCAGAGCCAGACCACCACCACCACUCCACCAGGAGUCAAACCAACCAUUCAGAUCAAACAGGAGUCUGGGGUGAAGAUAAUCACUCAGCAGUUACACAACAGUAAAAUCCUGCCCAAACCUUCCUCUGUGGCUCUGUCCAGUAGCAGCUCUUCGCCCAUUAUGGUGGUCAGCAGCAAUGGCACCAUCAUGACCACCAAGCUGGUCACACAGCCCACAGCUACCCAGGCCACAUAUACGAGACCCACAAUUGGUCCCAGUAUUGGCGCCAGAAUAUCUGCCUCCAGUGGAGGGACUACCUACGUCAAGACCACCAGUGGCAGCAUCAUCACUGUGGUUCCAAAGUCUCUGGCCACUCUGGGUGGGAAGAUCAUCAGCAGCAACAUCGUGUCUGGUACAACAACGAAGAUCACAACUAUCCCGAUGACGUCCAAGCCGAACGUGAUCGUGGUGCAGAAGACUACAGGUAAAGGAGCAACCAUCCAAGGACUGCCGGGCAAGAAUGUGGUCACAACACUGUUAAAUGCUGGGGGAGAGAAGAGCCUGCAGGCAGUUCAGGGGACCAAACCAGCCAUCAUCACCACCUCCAGGCCCAUCACCAAGAUGAUCGUCACCCAACCCAAAGGCAUAAGCUGCGGAUCUCAGUCCACCGCCACCAAGAUCAUCCCGACCAAGAUUGUUUACGGCCAGCAGGGCAAGACACAGGUUCUCAUUAAGCCGAAGCCAGUUUUCCAGACAGCGGUGGUGAGUGAACAGACCCGGCAGCUGGUCACAGAGACGCUGCAGCAGGUGACUCGCUCUGUGGAAGUAAGCCAGGCUCAGACCUCAGGCCAGGAUGGCUCUGUGAAGGAUGAUACCGGACGUCUGGCAGAGGCCACCAGCUUAAGCAGCGAGGCCUCCCAUAGCGGCCCGCAAGAUCCACAGCCUGUAGUGCACAUGGUGUCCUCCAGAGAGCAGGAUUGGACUGAGCAGGAAGUAGCCAUUGAGUCUGUUCCAACCAUUAUCUACCAGGAGGUAACUGGUUCAGACUCUGCUACCUCCACCAUCAAAGCCCUACUGGAGCUGCAGCAGACAACAGUGAAGGAGAAGGCAGAGUCCAAACCGAAGCAGCUCACCAUCGACUUGAGCCAGAUGGCCGUGCCCAUCCAGCUGCCCCAGAAAAAGGUUGCGCCAGAGUCUCCAAAACCCUCGAUCUCAGAGGCCGAACCCAGUUCUGACCACAUCACAGCAGGUAAAACCAGCAGAGCGGGGGUGCCCUCACAGGGAGACGAUGCGGCGAUGUCGUCCUCUCAGCAGCCAGGGAAGCCUUUGAAAAGCAGCAGCCAGGUUACCAUGGUAACCAAACAGGUCACGGCCUCCUCCGCGGCCGUGACAUCACACCCGCCCACUGAUGGCCACGGGAAAAUGGAGAGCGUUGUAGAGGUGGCCGAGCUGGAAGGCGACACCCUGGACCCUCAGACGGGCUUGUUCUACCGCUCCAACAAGCCUCCCUCAGAUCCCGACAACCAAACGACCACCCCUGAAGCAGCUCAGCCACCGCCCAUGAGUCAGGCCGAGGUCGAGCAGAGCCGACACAGCUCCACCCCGAUCCAGCAGCCACCUCCCCCACAGUUGCAGAGCAAACCUCAGAUCAGCCAGCCUUCCUCCUCAUCUGCUCCUCCUCUCAUCAAGAAAAUCCCUAAACCACAGGAUCAGAGUACGCCUAAACCACAAACCUUAACUCCAGGCCCCCACAAAGACAGAGCUCCGCCUGUACAGACCCAGACCGUGACAAAGACCCCGACCCCCAGCACGCCGACCAAGGCCCCCGCUACACCACAGCUUCCAAAGCUACAGCAAGCGCCAUCGUCUCACCACAGGCCUCUGCACACCCCCAUGUCACACCCCCCUCCCCUGCAAGCGCACCACCCAGUUAGCACGGAGAAGCCUGCAUCCAGCCAGCAGCCAAUCAUCACUCAGAGCGCCAGCGUCACCAAGAUCACCUUUGGCAGCUCCCACCACCCCACACCGGUCUUCAGCAGCGGCGAGGCAGCUGCCAAGCUGAUACCAGAGUCCAGCUCAGGGGUUUCAGGGGACAAGCCGUCUGUGUCGGACAUCCUGAAGAUCUCCAUGAUGGAGGCGGAGAUCGACCCCAGCACGGAGCCCAUGGUGGUGGACUCCUCCAGCGACUGCGGUCCUCUAGGUAAAACCCUGAACGUCCAGUCCGUGUCAGGAACGCUGGACUCGGGCCAGUUCAUCAGCAGCUCCGGUGCUAGCAUGCGUCACUCCCACACGAAGCCUCAGCAGUUCAGCUGCGUGCAGGGCCUCACGGCACAGAGCAGCAAGGAUGACCUGGAAGUCAUCGAGGUGAUCCCUCAGUACUCUAUCUUGCCAGACUCCAGCCAGUCCAAUGUUGUGGUGGAGCCCAGCGGCUUCCUGGAGAUCACAAACUACACCAGCCAGCAGCUGGAGGAGGACAGCCCCAUGGAGCAGGAGGUGGACAGUAGCAAUGACGAGGCCACCGCUGCCAGCCCCGCAGAGCAGCCGUAGACGCUCCUAGGCUAAGACUUCGACAGGAGCGAGGCACUUCUUCACUUUGAACCAGCAGACUGAUGAUCCAUUUCAGGCUCAGACCCAGCAGGCCGCUUUUUUCCUUCCUCUGAGCGUGUAAAAUAUUAGUUUGUUAGUCUUCUUCUCUCUCCACAGCUAAUGGCCCAUGUGGUUUUUAUUGCUGUGAGGUAAAAUGAUUAGCUUUAGUUCAAAACAGCUGGAAAACAUUCCAGCGUGUUAACUUACUCACACGACUUCAAGAGACCUUUACACAUUUAUAACCUGGAGGUUUUUGGAAUAUCUGGGUCCACUUUGCAUCAUUUCAGAAACACAUACUGUGUUGACGGCAGUCCAUAGCUCCUUUCUCAUCAUAUAAACUGGAUUUUUAUCCUGACUGAAUUUCUAACCAUAAACUUUCUGACAGAUUUGGGAUUUAAGGAUUCAGAAAAGGGAACAAAGCUGUAACUGAUUUAAUUCUCUGUGAGACUUGAAGGAGAUCCAGAAAAGAGACCUGGAGGGUGGAUUGUGUCCAACAUAUGUGUUACUUAAGCAAGAAGAAAUAAGCGAUGUACCAUGGUUUUGUUGUAAGGUUUAUUCUGCAGUUUAGGAAAAAAAAGCUGCAGCGAGAAGGUAUGCAUUUGUUUCAGCUGCAUUUCUUUUGUACUUUUUCAAACUAAAGGACUAGUUGUGAGAAAUCAUUUAAUCUGCACAAUAAAUCAGCUGAGUAAAACCGUA